Molecule: messenger RNA, 1329 nt
Organism: Daucus carota subsp. sativus
Lineage: Eukaryota; Viridiplantae; Streptophyta; Magnoliopsida; Apiales; Apiaceae
Product: transcription factor MYB24
Exons: 3
Coding region: 135-944 (269 amino acids)
Biological process (GO): regulation of DNA-templated transcription
Cellular component (GO): nucleus
Molecular function (GO): sequence-specific DNA binding; DNA-binding transcription factor activity
Source: RefSeq, a predicted model, not a curated record
ACUGAUGGAGUGAAAGUAGAAGCCUUUUGAGCAGAUAUAAAUAUGAGCAAAGACUAGACAAUUGAUGGCAUAGAAUUUUAAGACAAGCUUCUAGCAGAAAGUAGGAGAUCAUUUUUCUAUAUUGGCUGGCUUGCAUGAUGUCAUUAGGAAUAAUGGCAGAAAAUAUGGGUUGGGGAGUGGUGGAAGAAGGGUGGCGAAAAGGGCCUUGGACUGCUGAGGAAGAUAGAUUGCUUACUGAGUAUGUUAAGUUGCAUGGCGAAGGACGAUGGAACUCUGUUGCUCGCCUUCAAGGUUUGAAAAGGAAUGGAAAAAGCUGUAGGUUAAGGUGGGUAAAUUACUUGAGACCAGACUUGAAGAGAGGCCAAAUCACCCCACAUGAAGAAAAUAUCAUCAUUGAGCUUCAUGCUAGAUGGGGAAACAGAUGGUCUACCAUUGCAAGAAGCUUGCCAGGAAGAACAGACAAUGAGAUUAAGAACUACUGGAGAACUCAUUUUAAGAAAAAGAGUAAGGUUUCACCUGGCGACGGAGCCAAAUCCAAAGCAAGAGUACUGAGGAGGCAACAAUUUCAACAGCAACAACUUCUACUUCAACAGCAGCAGAAGCAAUAUGAGGUGGACAUGAAAAGGGUCAUGUCCAAUUUACAAGACGGAAGCCAAGAACGAAUGCCAUCUCUGCCUCUUCAGCAACUUAUGAUGAAGCCGCAAGACAGCAUGGGUAGUUCAAAUAGUUAUCCACAUACAGGUGACCAUGAUCAAGAGAAUGGACAUUCGUCUAUGGCUAUGAUUAGUUUCAAUGGCUAUGCCUCUGUCGCAGAGUCCUCUAAUGAACAAGAUAUCUUCUGGGAUGGCAGUUUGUGGAACUUGGAUGACUUCCAGGGCAAUUAUAGUGCUGUUUCUGCAGCAACUAGAGCAACUCUGCAGAGUUUAGCUACCCCCCUUUUUUGAUAUCUAAACUGCUAAUAAGGAAUUAGUAAAACCAGCUACUCAGCCAAGCCAUAAGUGAAAUUAGUUUUUUAGUUACACUUAAAUGAAAUGCAGUGUUUGUACUCGUUACACAAGACUUCCGCAUCAAAAACGUUCUAUGGAAGAUCCUAAACGCUCUUAUGUUUUCACAGUUGAAAUCGUUGAUAUAAUAACAAGCAGAGACUUGACUAUCACGAUGCCAUGUAUGGCCUUCCUUCUAUGAGAUACAAUUCUGGGCUACGAAGAAGUGUGAGCUACUCUUCAAUUUCAACCUUGUAUACUCCUAUUGUUACAAGGAGGUGGUCUUCAGUACCAGAACUGUACAAUAGUUGAGUGAAAUGUAUAAUACACAGCCCUAUAUACAGUA